This is a messenger RNA of Contarinia nasturtii (swede midge), 2960 nucleotides long. RefSeq names its product actin cytoskeleton-regulatory complex protein PAN1-like. The coding region runs from base 94 to 2850 and encodes 918 amino acids. NCBI's taxonomy places the organism in Eukaryota, Metazoa, Arthropoda, Insecta, Diptera, Cecidomyiidae. The record is from RefSeq and is a predicted model, not a curated record. The transcript has 7 exons.
UUCUAUCAUUCAGUAGCAAGACGUCAACCAGAUAACUUCUACAAAAUCUGAAAAGUGAAAUUUGUGAUUUUUUUCUACCACUGAUUGUUUAUUAUGGCACAGUUGUCGUUCAGUGUAAAAAUCGUGGUGUUAGUGCUUUUUUCGUGGUCUGAUGCUGCAACAACACCAAUACCUCCGCAAUCAGAGACUUUGCCUGUUGGAAAAGCCCAAUUGGAGAAAUCAUCUACAGACAACAUCAGUGUUGUACCUUCCCACAAUGUCAUCGUUGAUUCAAAUAAAUUGAAAGACAAAAAGUUGCUUGGUAUGGACGAUUCAACACUGGUCAAAUUGAAGGGCUACAAAGUCAUUCCGAAAGAUUCAGAAAAAACGAAUAUUAUGAAAAUUUUAUUCCCAAAGAAAGAAUUGAGUGAGAAAAUAUCGAAGAAUAUUGAAGUAAAGCCGGAGAAUAAGACAGACGACCAAAUUAUAUCGACCAUUAAAAACAGUGACGCCAAAGAUUUGGCAAAGGAUUUUGUUGAAGUCGAUGAUAUUUUAUUGGUGCGUGACCCAACAGAUGUUGAUUUUCAAAUAGAUAAUAUUCUUGGCGAUGAAGAAGAUAAUUUCUGGACGACGCAACUUCCAUUUACCAUCGAAAUGACUGAAAAGCCUCUAAAUGAGUUGACUUUGGCUGAACGGCUUAAGCACGCUUCAAAACGUCGCAUGUUGAAUAAAUUGGCAAAAAUGGAGGUGACGUUAAAACAACGUGAACUUGUCAAACGCGAAGAUACGCCAAGUGAUGCAUCCAAAGCAAAUGAAGCGGCAACAACAAAAAAACCUGAAAGUGAAACCAUUUCGGCCACAUUAGACAACAAACAAGCUGACAGUCAGGCAACAACUACUGAAAGCUCAAAGGCAACUGAGAAUCAAACUGAAAAUCCAUCGACAAAAAAGAACGAAACGGACGAUAAGAAAUCGAAUAGUACAGAUGUAACGGUUGGAGCAGUAUUAAGCAGUGGUAUUGAAACGAGUGAUGCAGAAAAUGGAGAAGAUGCUGUUUUGGGAUCGGCUUUGGAAACAGUCACAGAAAAAACAAAGAGUGAAGAUUCCAACGAUAAUUCUCAAUCCGCAACUGAAGAACAAACAAAUUCGCAAAAAGAACCACAAGUUGGAGCUUCUAUUUCACAACAAAGUGCAGAGAAUGCAAGCGACUUAACCGAUCCAAGUGACUCCAGCGAUGCCGAUGCCGAUGCUAAUGCUCAAUUACAAGGCUCUGAUAGUGCACAAUCCAGUGGCGCUUCCUCUUCCUCCUCUGCUUCAUCUUCGAGUGCUGGUGCAUCUGGGUUCAAGUCUAGUGCUCGUAAUUUCAGCUCUCGAGUAGCGCAAGCCCAAUCACGAAUUGCGCAAGCAGCAUCACGUUUUGGUCAAGCCCCAUCCUCUUCUUCAUCUUCAGCAAGCAGUGAUAUUAGAAAUGAUGCAUCAGGACAACCAGCUCUUGGUCAACGAAUUGUGGCGAGAAUUAAUCAGGCAGUAUCCCAAAUAAACCAAGGAGCUGCUGGCCAAGCAUCAUCUUCAGGCGCAGCCGAUUCAUCGUCAGGAUCUAAUUCUGCAACGGGAGCGCAGAAAUUCGCCCAGAGAAUCGCUGCCGCGGCUGCAAGAUUCCAAGCCGAUGUUGCAAAUGAUGCAUCAUCUUCAGGAACAGCCGAUAAUUCGGCAGCAGGACAACAGGCCUUCAGUCAACGUUUAGCGCAAGCUAUGGCAAGAUUCAACCAAGUAGUGUCUCAAGCACAGGGAGCCUCACAAAUGGACCAGGCAUCAUCUUCAGGAACAGCUGAUUUGGCAAACGAUGCGUCGUCUUCGCAAGGAGCAAAUUCGGCAGCAGGACAACAGGCUUUCGGUCAACGUUUGGCCCAAGCAAUGGCAAGAUUCAACCAAGGACAGGCAGCCUCACAAACAACAGACCAAGCAUCAUCUUCCGGAACAGCCGAUUUUGCAAGUGAUGCAUCGUCUUCGCAAGGAGCAAAUUCGGCAGUAGGACAACAGGCUUUUGGUCAACGUAUAGCGCAAGCAAUAGCAAGAUUCAAUCAAGGACAGGCAGCCUCACAAACAACAGACCAAGCAUCAUCUUCCGGAAUGGCCGAUUUUUCAAGUGAUGCAUCUUCUUCGCAAGGAGCAAAUUCGGCAGCAGGACAAUCAGCUUUGGGUCAACGAAUUGCGGCUAGAAUUAAUCAGGCAGUAUCCCAAAUAAACCAAGGAGCUGCUGGCCAAGCAUCAUCUUCAGGUGCAGCCGAUUCAUCGUCAGGAGCGAAUUCAGCAAUGCCAAUUGCACCACAACAAAGCGCCGAUCCCCUUGAAAAUGCCAGAACCAAUCUUAUGAGACUUCUACAGAAUCAAGGUCAUCCAUUGCUCAGUCGAAUUCUGUUAGGUGUAAAUGAUAGUGCACGUCAGGCCGAAGCUCAAUUACCACAAUUGCCAGCACUACCACAACUACCGCAAAUACCAGCUUUGCCACAAUCAGUUCCUCUCAGACCUGGCCUUAUAGCAGGUCCAUUGGUUCCUCUCGCACAAAUGUUCCGUGCACCGGGUACACGUAGUAAAAAGCACGCCAAACGUGCAACUAAAGAAGAAGACAUUUUUGUGACACCAAAACCAUUCGACUCGUUAGCAGAGACAACGACAACCAAACGGCCGAGACUCCUUGAACGGUAUCGAGCAAUGAGCAGUGCCGAAAAAGCAGAAAAGUUUAGCAAAACUCUCGAGAAAAUUAUGCAUGGAGUAACAAUUGCCGGGCAUGUAGAUGGCUACCUAACCAAUCGUGCAAAGGAAAGUAUCAAGAAGUUGCAUAAAAUAUUCAAAACCAGCGAAGAAAACUAAAUUCAUAUGAUUGAAUAAUUUGUUGUUAUCAAUUUUAAGUUAACAUUUAUUUAUUUAUUGUUGUUUUUUUGUUGUUUAAUAUUUGAUUUGUUGAGUUAUUACACCAAAAA